Molecule: messenger RNA, 633 nt
Organism: Pyricularia grisea
Lineage: Eukaryota; Fungi; Ascomycota; Sordariomycetes; Magnaporthales; Pyriculariaceae
Exons: 3
Coding region: 1-633 (210 amino acids)
Source: RefSeq, a predicted model, not a curated record
AUGACAUUGAAGCUGAUGAGACCGUCCAUGACCCGUCGCUGGCUGCGGCACAAGUCAUUCGGUUCGGAUUCGCGAUCAGGUGUUGGCGAGCCAUGGGGCGUUCACUCGACCUACCAAUACGUCACGACCUUCAAUAAAGCUAGCCAAAUCGGCAACUAUGGUAUCGUGCUGUCCAUGGUCCCCGAGCUCGGAAUCCGUAUCAACAUCGCCGCGGCCUGCAACUUCUCCGCCAACAUCAACAUGGCACUGGCCGACACGCUAGCCAACUCCUCUAUCCAGCCCUUGCUGGACGUCGCCAAUCGUACCUACGGCGGCUGGUACCGGCACCAAACCCUGAGUUCGUCGCUGCUAGUGACCGGUCACCCUGUCAACCCAGGCCUCGAGAUCAGCAGCUGGGCCGUACACGACCGACUGGGUGACUUGGAUCUCGCUCUCCGGGACCACGCGUUGGACCAGUUUUUAUUUGAGCUGAACUCUGAAGAGGAGUUUGUUGGGGUUUGCAACCCUGCUUUGAGGAUUACGCUCGAACAUGUCGGGUGGGAUGUUGGAGUGGGUGGUGGUGGUGUGGCUCCUAUUGCGCCGCCGACGGUGGAAAAUGAGACCUGGUCCAAUACGAGAUUGAGGACGUCAUGA